CUGUUGAAAACUCUGUUGAAAUAUAUUCACCUAUCCAAGGUUUGUACCCUAUUGGUUCAGAUUUAUGUAUUAAAUGGAGUUUUAUUGGGUAUGAUGAAAAUACUAAAAUUUUCGUACAAUUAUGGCGAAUACCUCCGGGCUCAAAUGCUAAGCUAGUCUGGAGCGUUUCCGCUUUGCUCUAUUUGGACAACAUCUGCUUCACCGUCACUUCAAAUUGGUCCGAAAAUGAUACGUUUUAUGUAAAUCUCACACCAAAAAAUUAUCCUAAGCAGGAAUUUCAUUCGGAUACUUUCAUGAUUUAUAAAACCAUG
This is a messenger RNA of Racocetra persica, 311 nucleotides long. The record is from the annotation of a GenBank genome assembly. Lineage: Eukaryota; Fungi; Glomeromycota; Glomeromycetes; Diversisporales; Gigasporaceae.